AUGGCUGCUGAACAAUUGAGCUUCCAGGGCUGGAUGGGCCUUGACAAGGACUCCGCCCAGGGAAAGAUGGUGUGGCAGUCAUUUGAGCCGAAGAAAUGGGAAGAAACCGAUGUCGAUAUUAAAAUAUCACACUGCGGAAUCUGUGGCUCAGAUCUGCACACACUCAGAAGCGGAUGGCGCCCUACGCGUUAUCCAUGCUGCGUUGGUCAUGAAAUCAUUGGAACCAUCAUCCGUAUUGGCACUCAAACAAGAGGAUUUCAACUCGGGGACAGGGUUGGCGUGGGUGCCCAGUCUGACUCGUGCCAGGGCCGCUUUGGCCCCUGCGAUGAAUGCGCUGCCGGGCGGGAGCAAUACUGCAUCAAGAGAUUCGUCGGCACUUAUGCGGGCAUUCACUUCAACGGUGAUGCAUCGCAAGGAGGCUACGGGCUGUGCAAUCGCUCCCCUGCACACUUUGUUGUCAAGAUACCUCCAGGCUUGCCGUCGGAACAUGCCGCACCAAUGCUAUGUGCAGGGUUGACUACAUAUUCGCCUCUGAAAAGACACGGAGCAGGACCAGGCAAGGCCAUUGGCGUAAUUGGUCUUGGAGGUCUCGGUCACUUUGCUGUCCUGUGGGCCAAGGCCCUCGGCGCGGACCGCGUUGUUGCCUUUUCGAGGACCAAUGACAAGAGACAGGAUGCGUUGCAUCUAGGGGCUGAUGAGCUUGUGGCAACGCAAACGGACGGUUGGGCGUCCCAGCACCAACAAACCUUGGAUCUCAUCAUAUCGACUGUGUCGUCCUCAAAGAUGCCCAUGGGGGAUUAUUUAUCUUUGCUACGAAGGGAUGGAGUCUUUGUGCAGUGUGGAAAUCCUGAAGAUGGCUCGUUCCAAGUGCCCGCGCCCGCGCUGAUUUCAAAGCGAGUCAAGCUAACUGGCUCCCUGAUUGGAUCUCCAGGCGAAAUCCAGGAAAUGCUGGCGCUUGCAGUGGAGAAGAAGGUUGUGCCAAUGGUGGAAGUACGCAGUAUGAAGGAAGCCAACAGCGCCAUCGUAGACAUGGAACUUGGAAAAGCUCGAUACCGAUAUGUGCUCGUCAACGAAUAA
Messenger RNA from Pestalotiopsis fici W106-1, 1077 nucleotides. RefSeq lists its product as uncharacterized. NCBI's taxonomy places the organism in Eukaryota, Fungi, Ascomycota, Sordariomycetes, Amphisphaeriales, Sporocadaceae. Gene Ontology annotation, biological process: alcohol metabolic process. The transcript has 3 exons. The record is from RefSeq and is a predicted model, not a curated record. Gene Ontology annotation, molecular function: alcohol dehydrogenase (NADP+) activity. Bases 1 to 1077 code for a protein of 358 amino acids.